Messenger RNA from Moesziomyces aphidis, 1200 nucleotides. The record is from the annotation of a GenBank genome assembly. NCBI's taxonomy places the organism in Eukaryota, Fungi, Basidiomycota, Ustilaginomycetes, Ustilaginales, Ustilaginaceae.
AUGAAGCGCAAGGUGCUGCUGAUGGGCCAAUCGGGCUGCGGCAAGACGAGCAUGCGUUCGCUCAUCUUUUCGUCCUACCGAGCUGCAGACACGCGGCGGCUGGGGUCGACACUGGAUGUGGAGCACUCGCACGUGCGCUUCCUCGGCAAUCUCGUGCUCAACCUGUGGGACUGCGGAGGGCAGCAGUCGUACAUGGACUCGUAUCUGGACAAGCAGCGUUCGCAGGUGUUCUCCACCGUGGGCGUGUUGAUCUACGUAUUCGACCUGGUCGGUGCCGAGGGGGGCGAAGAGGGGCUCGAGGAAUGGGAGCGCGAUCUGCGCUACUACAAGGACUGCAUCUCGGCGCUCUACCAGUACUCGCCCGAUGCGCAGGUGUUCUGUCUGCUGCACAAGAUGGACCUGGUCGACAAGAGCCGACGCGCGUCGGUGUAUUCGAGUCGAGUCAAGGAGCUGCGCAGGAAGAGCAGGGAGGUAGCCCAGGCGGCUGCGAAUGCUAGGGCGGCACCAGAUGGCUUUCGCGUCCACUGCUUUGCCACGAGCAUUUGGGACGAAAGCUUGUAUCGCGCCUGGAGUCGGAUUGUGCAGACGCAGAUUCCGGCACUGGGUGUGUUGGAGCGUCAUCUGCAGCAGCUGGCGGAUACGUGUUCGGCGAGCGAGGUGGUGGUGUUUGAACGAACCACGUUUCUGGUCAUUGCCAAGACCGCAUCCAGCUCCGCCGCACCCCUGUCGUCAUCGUUCAACAAGGACUCGAUCCAACCCACUUCGGCAGGUCGAUACGUCUAUGACGAGGACGAAGAAGGCCUCGAAGGGUUCAGAGAUACGCAGGGGAGGGUGGCAUCUACACCGCUCGGCUCGGGCUUUAUCACAUCGUCCACCCACCCUGCUGCCCAUUCGGAAGCGAUGGCUUUUGGAACCAGAGCAGGCGGCUUGGAUCCAGAACGCUUCGAAAAGGUGUCGGAGCUCAUCAAGAACUUCAAGCUGUCGUGUCAGAAGCUACCCGCCAAAUCGAGCCAGUGCGAGUUUCAGGCGGUCGAACUCAAGGCACCCAACUUUAGCGCGUACAUCGACAGCUUAACCUCCAACACGUACAUCAUGCUGCUCGUGCGUGAUCCUUCCAUCCAGAUGGCAAGCAUCAAGCUCAACGUCCAACUUGCACGCGACCACUUUGAACGCCUCCAGGCCAUCAACCUUCGCUCCUAG